This is a messenger RNA of Etheostoma cragini (Arkansas darter), 953 nucleotides long. It is a transcript of the gene cdca9, whose product is annotated as cell division cycle associated 9. Gene Ontology annotation, cellular component: chromosome passenger complex; chromosome, centromeric region; spindle midzone. Lineage: Eukaryota; Metazoa; Chordata; Actinopteri; Perciformes; Percidae. The record is from RefSeq and is a predicted model, not a curated record. The transcript has 10 exons. Bases 124 to 873 code for a protein of 249 amino acids. Gene Ontology annotation, biological process: mitotic sister chromatid segregation.
AUUUAAUGUUAAAUGGUCUCAGGUGCGCGUUAAUGGCUUUCUUUAACUGUCUCGGGCUAGUAGCCUAGCAUUAAAAGGUUUGAGAGGACGCGGGUCGGGCUGAAGUUUGAGAGAGAGACCAGGAUGCCGCCGAGACGGACCAGAAACGACGGGAAUGCCCAGGUUAAAGAACAAAUGAACCGGGAGAUGCGACGACGCAGACUGGACCUCUUCAUCCAGCAGUUUGAGAAAGAAGCACAAGAGCGUAUGAACGAGUUAGAAGCCAGACUGGAGAACAUGCUGUCAACAGUAGACAAAGUCUUCAAAGUGGAACUGAUGAAGAUGCUUCCUUCACUUCAGAACACGCUAAUAGGGGAUUUGAUACGAGAGGAGGAAACCUCGGCCAGCGAGGUGUCCAUCGCCAUGCAGAACGAGUCCGUUGAGAUGCAGCAGCCUCUCGCGAGGGUACGCAGUAAAAGAGUAAAAUCAACUGACUCUAAACCAGCCCAGAAGUCCUCAGCCAAGACCACUAAGGGAGGAAAGGGGACCAAAGGGACCAGAACAUUAGGGAGUAGUAACAGCACUGGAAAUCUCGGGGGCCCCUUACUCACUGGCAAGAGAAAUCAGAGCCGCUUGACCAAGGCCAGUGACCAGACCGUCCCGGCCAAGCCGAAACUCAGGUCUGUGGUCUCUGCUGGUGAUCUGCACUGUUCAAUGGCAGGCUCUGCUGCACACGUCACUGUUACCACGGCACAGGGACAGACUAUGUGCUUCUCUGAAGAGACGAAGGACGACAUUAACCUGGACCUGCUGGAUGACGUGGCCAUGUGCCAGAUGCAGAACCUCAAGAGGUUGAUGGACUAUCUGGCGAGCCAAAGUCGCUGCAAUCAUUGAUCCACUGUGACCAGGACUCUGUUUAAAAUGAAAAGUUGUUGGCUGUCAAAGUUUUAAUAUAAUAAAGCUUAUUUGUAUUU